Messenger RNA from Coregonus clupeaformis (lake whitefish), 664 nucleotides. RefSeq names its product E3 ubiquitin/ISG15 ligase TRIM25-like. The annotation marks the transcript as partial. The transcript has a single exon. The record is from RefSeq and is a predicted model, not a curated record. Gene Ontology annotation, molecular function: zinc ion binding. Lineage: Eukaryota; Metazoa; Chordata; Actinopteri; Salmoniformes; Salmonidae.
CUCUCUUCUGAGGAAACGAAACUGAUCUGAGUAACUGUGUCGUCUGUCUGUGUGAGAGUGAACAACCGUCCAAAUGGCUCAGCAGGGAGUUCUGCUGGACCAGGACCAGUUCUGUUGUUCUGUCUGUCUGGAUCUACUGAAGGAGCCGGUCACUACUGCCUGUGGACACAGUUACUGUAGGCGCUGUAUUGAGGGCUGCUGGGAUCAGGAUGUUCUGAAAGGGGUCUAUAGCUGUCCUCAGUGCAGACAGACCUUCACUCCAAGGCCUACUCUGAGGAAAAAUAACAUGUUGGCUGAAGUGGUGGAGAAACUGAAGAAGACAGGACUCCAGGCUGCUCCCCCUCCUGCUCUGUGCUAUGCUGGACCUGGAGAUGUGGCAUGUGAUUUCUGCACUGGGACCAGAAAGCGGAAAGCCCUCAUGUCCUGUCUGGUGUGUCUGGCCUCUUACUGUGAGACUCACCUCCAACCUCACUAUGAAUUUCCUGCUUUCAAGAAGCACAAGCUGGUCAAAGCCACCGCACAACUACAGGAGAAGAUCUGCUCUCAUCAUGACAAACUGCUGGAGGUUUUCUGUCGUACCGAUCAACAGUCUAUCUGUCUGCUGUGUACAAUGGAUGAACAUAAAGGCCAUGAUACAGUGUCAGCUGCAGCAGAGAGGACUGAG